GUGAGCUGGUCAAACCCUGGCGAAAAGCUCUAUGCCACACUAUGUUUGUUGGGGACAGUUCAAGAAAUCGGUGAUGGGCGAGCCAGUGCAGACAGCGUUUAAAAGCACCGGCGCACUGUGGCUGCUCCCGCUCAGUGAAUACCUGGGCUUCCCUGUGGAUCAGGUGAACUUUAUGACAAGUCAGCUAUUUGCAUUGAUAGCUGCCUUCUGGUUUCGUCUCUACCUCAGUCCUACCCACACCAACCCACUCGUCAGACACGCUGUGGCUGCACUCUUCGGCAUUGCCAUCCUCUUUUUCUGCUUCGGAUGGUACGCCUCUCACAUGCUCACUGUAGUAUUGGGAAGUUAUUUGAUUAUCAUAAAACGUGAUAUCAACAAUGUACACAGUUAUACUAUGAUCUGGGCUAUAGGCUACCUCACAGUGUGCCAAGUGAUACGUGUCUAUAUUUUUAACUAUGGAAUUCUCUCAACAGACUUUUCUGGGCCUCUGAUGAUGGUUAUUCAAAAACUUACCUCUUUAGCAUUUCAACUCCAUGAUGGUAUGUGUAAGAAGCCUGACAAACUAAACCCAAAACAGAAGCUCCUGGCUAUAAAUCAAAGACCAUCAUUAUUUGAAUACCUGAGUUAUAACCUUAACUUCCUGAGUGUAUUGGUGGGGCCGUGCAGUGACUAUAAGGACUACAUAGACUUCAUAGAGGGUCGCCACAUCAUCAGCAGGUUACAUUCAGGAGCAUGCAAUGGGCAAAACGGAUAUAAAAAGCAAGUAGAACCAUCACCAGUGAGAGCAGUGAGUGAGAAACUGCUCAUUUGUGCUGGCUGUAUGUUAUUUUUCCUCAUCGUGACACGGUCUUUGCCAAUAACAUACAACGUGGAUCCACACUUUUUGGCCAAUGCCUCCUUCAUGACGAGACUCAUCUAUGCAUUUUUCUCCAUACAAGCUUCUCGGCCUAAAUUCUACUUUGCUUGGACUCUUGCUGAUGCAGUCAAUAACGCAGCAGGCUAUGGCUUCGCAGGGAUGGAUGAGAAUGGAAGGCCGUCUUGGGAUCUCCUCUGCAAUGUUAACAUCCUGGGAAUUGAGACAGCAACAAGCUUUAAGACAUUCAUAGACAACUGGAAUAUUCGCACCGGGAUUUGGCUUAAAAUGGUGUGCUAUGAUCGAGCUCCUCAGUACAGGCUGCCUUUGACUUUUGUCUUAUCUGCCAUUUGGCACGGCCUCUACCCAGGAUACUACUUCACGUUCCUCACUGCUAUUCCCAUUACCAUGGCCGCUCGAGCUAUAAGGAAGUCAAUUCGGCACUAUUUCCUGGGAUCCAAAAUCCUAAAGUUUGGGUACAAUAUAGUGACUUGGGCUGCGACACAGUUUGCCAUUUGUUACACUGUGAUGCCCUUUUUGCUUCUAGCAGUUGAGCCUACAAUGACUUAUUACAGAUCUAUGUACUUUCAUGUACACAUCCUGAGCAUAUUGAUAGCUGUUGUCCUGCAUCAGAAACACAAACCUAGAGACCCCUCUUCCACCAACAAAUCCUCCUGCAUUUCCUCCGAGAGCCCACCUACUCAUUGCAACAACGGAGCCCACAAAAUCAAAUAAAUGCAGGUAUUUACACUGUCCUGCCCGGUUUCUCAGUGUUCUACCAAAGUGCCUAUUCAAAACUGGAAAACUACAUGUUAUUUAUUUUUGGGGGACAAAGGCAAAAGCCUUCUGCUGUUGUGAAUGUGAGUAAAAAUAUGUCUGUUAUGUCUGACACAGCAGGACAGUUGAACAAGAAACAAAUACCUGAAACAUGUCCAUGUGAACUUUGUUAUGCUCCACAGAUGCUUCCCUUGCCCGGGAGGAUAGAUAGUUUAUUUAUAUGUUUAUAACUUAUGUUUGUCUCUAUAUGUCUUCCAUUGUUGACAUUGACUAGUUUUGUAUAAAUUCAUAUUCACUAUGCAUGCUGAAGAGCCCCUCCUUAUUCACUGACAACUGUUUCAUUUACUGACCAGGUCCUAUGGAAAAUCUUUGUAACACUUGAGAAUAACUUACAGUUUUGUUUGUUUAGUAUCGAGAAAUAUAGAUAGUAUUAAUUCACUUAUGCUCACUACUGAUUUCUGUUGUUGUUACAAAUUAUUGUUUUUUUGAGUAUUUGCAAAUACCUUAUUUACUUACAUUAAGAUUUUAGUGCUCUACAGUUGAGGUGCAUUCCAAAGUGUUACCAGGAUUUUUGUAAUAUUGUGCUGCUAACAAAUGCUUGUUAUGAGGCAUAUUUACUUACUUAAGGUAAUAUAACUUACAAAUAAUAGCAUCGACACACUGGUCACUCUUGCUUGUUAUGUGUCAUCCAAAACAAAAUCAAUGUCAUUGUGUUUCCUAUUUGGAAAAAUAUCCUAGUGCAGCAUGUGGAAUUAAACGGAGCCAUCUAUUGGUCGGCUGAGGUGCCAAGAUUCUUACCAUAAAAAGUACAAAUAUUAUAGAAAUGACUGAAGCUUCUAUUGCCUUACUCGGAUGCAUGAGGUGUUAUUUUUUUACUGGAUACAUUACUUCCAUUUGUAAUCUGAAAUAUGUAAACGUAUCAUGUAUCAUAUUUAAAUCCAUACUGGGUUCUGCAUCACUAGUAUGGUAGCUUUGACCUUGUACUAAUCUGCCAGUAAGAUGGAAAAAUUAAUUCCAAUAUGACUUUAAUAAUUGUAUUGUGUUUUUUUGUUUUAGUUUUUUUUAAAUAUAUAUAUUACGGUACUUACAUUGUCAUUUAUUAU
Molecule: messenger RNA, 2733 nt
Organism: Periophthalmus magnuspinnatus
Lineage: Eukaryota; Metazoa; Chordata; Actinopteri; Gobiiformes; Gobiidae
Gene: mboat1
Product: membrane bound O-acyltransferase domain containing 1
Exons: 14
Coding region: 32-1588 (518 amino acids)
Biological process (GO): lipid modification
Cellular component (GO): membrane
Molecular function (GO): acyltransferase activity
Source: RefSeq, a predicted model, not a curated record